Molecule: messenger RNA, 855 nt
Organism: Mollisia scopiformis
Lineage: Eukaryota; Fungi; Ascomycota; Leotiomycetes; Helotiales; Mollisiaceae
Product: NAD(P)-binding protein
Exons: 2
Coding region: 1-855 (284 amino acids)
Molecular function (GO): oxidoreductase activity
Source: RefSeq, a predicted model, not a curated record
AUGACUUCCAUUACGAUACCUGAAGGAGUCUUCAAUCGUCUAAAGGGGAAAACUGUCAUUAUUACUGGAGGCAGGUCAGGGAUUGGAGAAGCCGCCGUCCACAUACUUGCAAACCAUGGCGCGAACGUGGUCUAUGGCGAUAUUGCUCCCGGCGAAUUUGAGCAACCCAACGUCGUCUACCAGAAGGCAGACGUGAGCGAUUUUACAUCUUUGCGGUCGCUAUUUGCGUUCACAGAGCAGAAGUUCGGACCCGUCGAUAUUGUCCUUGCCAACGCAGGAAUCCACGAAGAAGAGGACUGGAACAACGAAGAUUGGCUGAAUUCUACAGCGGGAAGUAAAAUUGUUGACGUGAACUAUACCGGAGUGGUGUACACAGUUAAAAUCGCCCUGCUUUCCUUCAAGCGGAGCGGCAAAAAGGGCAGCAUCGUCCUUACCGGAUCGGCUAGCUCCUAUCUCGACUCGUCGCCAGUAUGCAUUUAUGCCGGGACAAAGCACGGCGUGCUGGGUCUAUUGAGAAGCGUACGGACGGUUGUGGGAGAUAUCGCCAGGAUCAAUCUCAUCGCCCCGUGGAUGGUGGACACUAAGCUUCCUCCUCCAGGGAUUCUUGAAUUGUGGGGUGAAUUGCCUUUGAACACCCCGACUGGUGUGGCAAAUGCCAUACUGUAUGCGGCUAUUGAAGAAAAAUUUCACGGAAAGGGGUUCUUCGUGGGAGGGGAUAAAAUCACAGAACUCGAGACGAUGAUCGAUCAAACCCGACCGCAAUGGAUGACCCAGGAGGUUUCUGAUGGAGUUGAGGCAGGGUGGGAACGCCUCAGCAAGGUUCGCAUUAUGACUAGAGGAGCGAAUGCAAAUUGA